AUGGCCACCAAAGCCGCCAUCUUCGGCGGUCCCUCGCCGCACACGUCUGGACUGUUCGCGGACAUGACGGUGGAUGGGCCUGAGAUCGGGACACUGGUUUUGAUCGUGGACCGGGCGAAGAAUCUGCCGAACAGGAAGACAAUGGGAAAGCAGAAUCCAUAUUGCGCUGCGCGAUUGGGGAAGGAUGCGAGGAAGACGGAGACGGACCGGAGAGGAGGUCAGACGCCCAGAUGGGACCAAGAACUCCGCUUCGUCGUGCACGACUCCCCAGACUACUACAAGCUGAAGAUCUCCAUCUUCAGCGAGGACAAGCGAACAGACCUGAUCGGCGAGGCUUGGCUGGACCUUGCGGACGUGAUCACACCAAAGGGCGGCAAGAAGGAUCUGUGGCAGGGCCUGAACUACAAGGGAAAAUAUGCAGGCGAGCUGCGGAUAGAGAUCACCUACUACGACACCCGGCCGAAGCAAGACGGCGCGGAGAGUGUUGCUGGCUCGGAAGAUUUCAGUGUUGGAAGUGGCACCGGAAGAGUGAAGAGGAGGCCUUUACCGAGCACGAUGGGCAGCGGAACGAUUACGCCAGAUGCGAUACCAGCGCCUGCAGGCCCGGGAGUACCGGGCAGGGCCAAACACGGGCCAAGGGACCUGAGGAUGCCACCGAGAGCGAACUCGUUGCCCCCGGAGAGCAUGAUGCACCCUCAGCAGCAGGCGAUUUACGAUGCUCCAGCGCCAGAACAUGCGUAUAGUUCCUCUGUGGGGCCCUUUGAUCGAGCACCACCGCCUCAGCAGUAUGGCUACGACCAUUUUCAGGAGCCGGCCCAGGAGCACCAAGCAUACGAUCAGCAUCAGCAAUCCGACUUCCUUCCGCAACUUCCGCCGAGCAACCGCGCAAGAGGCUAUCAAGCUUCAGCACAACGUUUUGCUGCACCUCGACCUCAGCCGCAACCGCCUCAAGCACAUCCGCAUCAACACCCACCCCAUCACAUGGGAUUGCCGCAUUCGCAGUCUGCGCCUAUCGUCCCUCAAGCCCAGCAUGCACAGCAUGCACCUCACGACUUCGACGAUGGAUAUCAGCUACAGACCGAUUAUCCGGAGCCGAUUCCGGAUCUCGACUUUCAACAUCAACAACUGGCUUCUAGACACCGAAGAAGCGACGUUGGUCAGGACUGGCGAGGAGACCACAAUUCAUCGUACGGUGGUCAGCCUUCUUAUGAAGACGCGGCGCCUCCACCCCCGCCUAUGCACAGCAAUAGCGCGCCUGUGGUGCCGCACUUUAGCAACACACAUGGUACGCCAAUGUCGUCCUCGCCUGGAAGUGCUGCUCCGAUGCCACCACACUCUCGCCAUCAGUCUGUGCCGAAUACCUCACCAUUGCAGAUGAUGGAGCGUGGGUACAGUGCACCACAGCGGACGCCAGUACCCGGGCAGGCGACAAGAGGCAUGUCAGUUGAUGGCUACAUGUCGUCACCAGAUUUGACCUACGGCACCUCUCCAUCGAAUUACCAGUCUGGUCAGACUCCGUCAUCUCACCCCCGCCCUCAGCCGUCUCGCCCUUUACCUCACCGGAACAGCAUUGCGGAUUCGUACCAGUAUACGCCACCUCGUCCUCAUCCAUUGUCGCAAGAGGUACCAAGGCCUCGAAGUCCGCUACCUCCUCCACCAGGCCCUUCGCCUCACAGUGCUGGCCACUCUACGUACCAGCAGGACUUCCGUGAGCGAGAUGGCCCACCAAUACUCAAGCCGAGGGCAAUUUCACCGCAGCCGCCACCGUCAUCGCAAUCCAACUCUGCCCAAAGACCAAAGAGCUCCUACAGCAUCCAGCAUCCCGUCCGAGCUUUCGAAUCAGCAGACGGCAGCCCGCUGUCCACAUCUCGACCGCCGCCACCUUCCUCCCUCCAGACUUCACAGCGCUCGAGUCCCGCUCGCAAGUCGAUCUCACCUCACCCAAGCGCACCCAACACACCCGGCGGAGGCACACCCUUCUCACCCGACAGCUUCAACGCCUACAACCCGCAAGCCUCACGAGCAACAUUACCAGAAGGCAACUCACCACAUAGCCCCUACCAAAUCGCCCCCGGCUCCUCAGCACCUCGCGAUGCAAACAACGGACCCAUAGUCGGCUGGCACGGCCAGGAGAUAGAUCCUUCCGACCACCUCCCCGUCGACUCCUGGGCGCCGGAACCCGAGAAGAAAACCCCAACCAAAACCUACGGACUCGGUCGAGACCGCGACUUUGGGCCUCGUAGCGGCGCAGCAGCGGGGCGGAAUAUGUCUAAAGACACUGUGGUGAACUUCCGCGUCAAAGGACAACAUCCACAACAACACCAACAACAACCUCUCCCACCCGCCGAACAGGAGUCGCCCUCCCGAAACCGCCUGCAGAAGAAGCCAUCUCCAUCUCCAGCUCCAGGCCGCGCACCCGCGCCAGAACCGCUCAGCGAACGACAUAAUUUCAACUCUGUCUCCGUCCCUGACCCUUACGCACAGCAGCAGUAUAGCCAGGGAUUCUACGGCGGCGGUGGUGGGGCGGAGAGGUACGAGAAUGGUGGGAGUGGGUAUGCGCCGAAUCCGGACGAUUCGCUGGCGAGGGAGAUUGGGAGUAUUGAUAUUGGAGGGAGGGGUGGCAGAGGAGGGGGUGGUGGGUAUGUGCCGGCGCCGACGGCGUAUGUGCCUGUGAGGAGUCAUAGGGAGAGGGGAACGUUUUAUUGA
Molecule: messenger RNA, 2706 nt
Organism: Saxophila tyrrhenica
Lineage: Eukaryota; Fungi; Ascomycota; Dothideomycetes; Mycosphaerellales; Extremaceae
Exons: 2
Coding region: 1-2706 (901 amino acids)
Source: RefSeq, a predicted model, not a curated record